This is a messenger RNA of Folsomia candida, 1396 nucleotides long. RefSeq lists its product as uncharacterized. The coding region runs from base 322 to 1083 and encodes 253 amino acids. Lineage: Eukaryota; Metazoa; Arthropoda; Collembola; Entomobryomorpha; Isotomidae. The transcript is spliced from 2 exons. The record is from RefSeq and is a predicted model, not a curated record.
UUAUUCGUUGGAUGGAGGAAGCUCGGAGCGUAUUAAAAUUAUCAAUAAAUCCGCUAAGUUGGGAUUAUAUUAAUCUCUCCAUGCUUUGAUACAUUGUGAAACUGCGAUUGUUGUUUGCAACACCAAAUCCGUGGUGGUUAAGGUUAUCAGUUUAUCUGCACGAGAGAUACUACUUCGGGUUUUUAAAUCUGUCCCCUAAACGGCGUCUGAAAAGUUUAGUUUGACCUUUGUUACGUGUCCAGGUACAUGUUUUCGUCUGGACUUGACAGCAGUAGUGGUGUCAAUCAGAAACGCUAAGAAAGGCUGCGCAAUUUAAGAGAAAUGUAUUUCCUCCGCAUUUCUAACAUCAUUUCGAUGACGCUCCGAAUUUUGUUGGGCUUACUUCCGCUUCUCCACCUGACAGUUGCAGCGUCCUACAACCAACCAUGCAACCCGACGACCCAUUGUGACACGGCUGUCGGUCUGGUCUGCGAUGCUGGACUUUGUCGCUGUUCUAGCGGAUCAUUGACAAACCAGGUGUCCUACAACCUGGCGUGGGACUCGAGCCGAGGAAUCUGCGUGGGUCAACACCUGUCCGCUUGCACAGGGACGAGACAAUCCCCCGUCCCCGGAGGAAUGAAGGCUGUCCCCUGUUUGGACCAAUUGACCUGCGUCCAACUACGCGACAUGCCCAUGGGCGUUGGCUCGUGUGAAAACGUGCCCAAGGUCUCCCUCAUCGGAACAACCUGUAGCACAGACACCUUUUGUGACUCGUCUCGAAGUCUGGUGUGCACCGAGGGACGCUGUGCUUGUGCCACUUCGAGGCUUAAUACGUCCCCUGAAUACCAAUUGGUCUGGGACCUUGACAUGAACGACUGUGUGGCGCCGAUCGGGGCUGCCUGCGUUGGAACAAAGGAAUUUCCUGUAGCUGCUGGACACAAAAGUAUUGCCUGCAUUUUGGAAGCGGAUUGCCUUGCGGUUGCUUCCCAACCACCUGGACUCGGAAUUUGCACAUCUCGCUCCACACCAAACAGUGCAGAACUGCUACACCCAGGAAUGUUGCAGCUUUUAAUAUCGACCUGCGUGAUUGCAAUGUUUCGCUAAUUAGAUUUUGUCAUCUGACUGAACCUGUUAUCUUCCGUGUAGUCAAUUUCUCGCAAUUCGUAUGAUAAUAAAAAGUAUGCCGAUCUGUACAUGGAGGUCAACUUACUAUCUAGACUAAUUAAUAAUAUGUUUUACUUUUCGUUGCAUGUUUCUGAAUAUUUUUUACUAACAUUCAAUGCUGCCAGGUUAAUGGGUUAAAAUCUGAUAAUUCAGUGAAUACGAAUAAAUGUAAAUACACGUACAUUGUGUUAUCACAAGUGUCGAAAUAAUAGAAUAAAUCAAUAUGGAGAUAUGGCCACGUUAUGCACCUAGA